Messenger RNA from Diaporthe amygdali, 1164 nucleotides. RefSeq lists its product as uncharacterized. Lineage: Eukaryota; Fungi; Ascomycota; Sordariomycetes; Diaporthales; Diaporthaceae. The coding region runs from base 1 to 1164 and encodes 387 amino acids. The transcript is spliced from 3 exons. The record is from RefSeq and is a predicted model, not a curated record.
AUGGACAGCAGCAGAAAUGCCUUUGCCCCCGCUCUGCCUGACAACAUAGGUAGCGAACACAGUUUGGCCAUGUCGGACGAAAGUGAUCCCAAAGCAUGGAGGAUCAUGUCUCUCAAAGUGCUUAAGAAUCUCGUGGCCGAGGCGAGAGGCGAGGCGACGAAGAAAGUCAUUGAGUACAUAAAAAAUCACCUGGGGAAAACGAAGCUCAUCUUCGUCGUUGGCCAGAGCGGCUCGGGAAAGACAUUGCUGCUCAAGGAGCUGACAGGUACGCUCUUCCACCACCUUUGCCCUGCCAUCAUCCAUGACGAGCAGUACAUCUUUGUCGAUACAGCUGGAUUUGGAGCCGCGGAUCUGGACAAUAAUUCCAACUUUUCCGAUAUUGUUGGAUGCCUCAACGGCCUUGGUCCCUUUGUAGAUGUCGCCGGCCUUCUCUUCGUCUACGGUGGCGACCAGGCCCGCAUGACCAAUGACGAUCUUCGUACCCUUCAAUGGGUUCAGUGCUUUUGUGGACCCAAAUUCUACCGCAAUGUGGUUUUUGUCACCACUAAAUGGGACGUGCCCAGGCCCAAACCAUUCGAAGCUGCGUGGACCCGAAUUGAGGAGCUCCUCCGCGCGCCCGAGGUCACAGCUCUGUGUAAUCCGCCCACCCGUCAUGUCGGAGCGGCGAUUUAUCAUCAUGGCCUCCCCGGAGGUGUCGGAGACAUUGAAGGGCAUAAGUAUGUGCUGGACAAAGACGCUGAUUCGGAGAAGCGAUCCACAGAACUCAAGUCUUUGAUUCUACGGAAUUUUAAGCAUGCCCCGAUCUUCAGGCUCCAGGUCGCCCAGGAAAUGGGCCCCAAGGGCGAUUGGACCAAGACAGAGGCUGCAAAAGUGCUAGCUAGCGACCCUCAGUCUAUCACGGUUGAGAUCCACGCCGACCGCGCUGUCGUCUGUCCCAAGGCCGCAACCACCAGCACCACGCCGCCCAUUGCGCCGCAGGCCGGCAACCCAAACUCCCACGAUGUGCAAAAGACGUGGUAUCAGAGAUUAAUGGACUGGAUCGAGGCUGCUCAAGCAGCCGCAGCCUUUUUCAAGCAGGCCCGCGAGGCGCCGGAGACACCCUCGUCGUGGUCCUCGGCCUGGGAGCACGUGCAAGGCUGGUGGUCUGGGACACCGAGAACGUGA